This is a messenger RNA of Bemisia tabaci, 2128 nucleotides long. Its product is annotated as probable maltase. Gene Ontology annotation, biological process: carbohydrate metabolic process. Lineage: Eukaryota; Metazoa; Arthropoda; Insecta; Hemiptera; Aleyrodidae. The record is from RefSeq and is a predicted model, not a curated record.
UGCAAUUAAAAUAAUCCUUAGAAUGCUUAAUAAGCCCAGAGAAAAAUGCAAUAUACAGACGAAGGUUUCGACAAGCUGGUGCACUUCCCUCUGAACUUUCGUAAUAGCAUUUCAUUAGUUUGAUUCAAAUUUGAUUGAUUCUAGUUUUUAAAAAUUUAGCAUUUAGAUAUUGUGUGGAGGCUUCCCUCGUGAUCUUAAGGGUGAUUUUUGGCGCAGCUGCAAAUUAGGAGCCCAGUGUGCAGUGGAUGAUCGUAUCACCUCGAUAAUAGUGCAACUCACAAGAUGACACAAGUUUUUGGUUUUUUAUUAUUCUCAAUUUUGUCAUUGGGAUCUACGGAAGGAGUUCCAGCUUUAACCCAGAAUUUGACCCAGCUCGAUUGGUGGGAAUCAACACUUCUUUAUCAAUUGUAUCCUCGAUCUUUCAAAGACUCAGAUGGAGACGGCAUGGGUGACCUGAACGGGAUCACCGAGAAACUAGAUUACAUAAAAGACUUGGGUGUGGAUACGAUUUGGAUCCAGCCAUUUUACAAGUCACCGAUGUUUGACAUGGGCUACGAUGUUUCGGAUUACAAAGCUGUUGAUCCGGUCUUUGGAACGCUGGAUGAUUUCAAAAAGAUGCAAAAAGCAAUCAAAGACAAAGGAAUGAAGUUGCUUUUGGACUACGUGCCCAAUCAUACCAGCGACCAAUGCGAGUGGUUCAAACUCUCCGAGCAACGUGUUGAUCCCUACACGGAUUAUUACAUCUGGAGGGACGCAAAACGUAUCAAUGAUACCCAUACCACAGUUCCUAACAAUUGGAUAAAUAUAUUUGGCGGCACUGCUUGGAGAUGGAGUGAAAAGAGAAAACAGUAUUUCCUACAUCAGUUCGCUCCACAGCAACCGGACUUGAAUUUUCGGAAUCCUAAAGUUAAAAAGGAAAUGGAGGAUGUGUUACUGUUCUGGCUUGAUUUGGGGAUAGAUGGAUUCCGGGUAGACGCAGUACCAUGGUUAUAUGAGGCGGAACAUUUUAUGGAUGAACCACCCGGUAAAGGCUGGCAUAAUCGAAUCUACACGAUCGAACAGCCAGAAAACGUAGAGCUGGUGAGAGAAUGGAGAGCUGUGCUGGAUGAGUAUUCUAGAAAGGAUGGACAUAAAAGAUUGCUGGCUAUUGAGGAUUACAGCCCUCCACCUAAACUCGUGGAGUACAUUGGGAACGAGACACACCCGGGCUCUCAAAUUGCGUUUUUUUUCUAUUUGACGUUCGUCCGAAACGAAUGGAACGCGACCAUUGUAGACCGUGUCGUUCGAUGGGCAGCCAAGUCAUUUCCGAGAAGAGCCUAUAAUUGGGUGCUGGACAAUCACGAUAACUCGAGGACCAGAACACGGUUGUCCGACGAGAGUGUGGAUGUGUGGAAUAUGUUCAUGCUCCUUCUGCCGGGACUCACGAGUGUGUAUUGCGGGACUGAGCUGGGUCUGGAGGACCUGAAUCUGCGCAAGGAUCAGCAGAAGGAUCCUCUCAACGGGGGCAACGGGCGAACAGAUCGUCGAGACAGCUACAGAGGGCCAAUGAUCUGGGACGACACCGAAAAUGCCGGUUUUACGACAUCGAAGUAUCCUUGGUUGCCUGUGCAGCCGAGUUAUUGGCGAUGGAAUGUCAAGGCUCAGCAACAAGACCCAAAUAGUCAUUUAAACACUUUCAAAAGGCUGGCAGCCUUAAAAAAGUCACCUAUUAUUACUCAUGGUGACUUUGAAACGCACGUGAUCAGUACAUGGGUCUACAUGUACACGAGGUCAUUGGAAGAUGACACCAUUGCAGUGCUGAUUAACAUUGGCUCAGAGACAGAGGAAAUUUGUGUCAAAAAUGUGGGAUGUGCACUGCCUAUUCCUAUGUUUGUGCACAUUCGCAGCGCCAAUUCCAUAGUCAAUAUCGGGGAUACUGUAUUUUCCCACGAGAAGAGCAAGAGGUGUAUUCAUAUGAGACCACACUCAGGAGUAGUUUUGAGCACUAGCAAAGGAGUUUCUGUAACCUAUUCAAUGUUCAUUAUACUUCUAGCAGUCCUCUCAAAAUUGAUCUUGUAAUAAUUUUUACGAUGAAAAUAAAAUUGAUAAACCCGAAAUCAUUGUGCACACAAUGUCACGGAAUUUCAAA